AUGCGUCUCAGGUUCCUCUAUUAUUCGGACUGGCAUCGCGAGCAUCCAGUAAUCGGAAGAAUGCGUCUUGACGGCACCGAAAAUAUUCCGUUUGUUAACACUGAUAUUCAUUUACCGAAUGGAUUAGCAGUUUUAUUGGAAAGACGCGAACUGUGCUGGGUUGAUGCUGGCCUGCAACGAUUGUCUUGCAUUGGCUUGGAUGGUCGCAAUCGCCGAAUUGUAUUUGCACCACUACAGUAUCCCUUCGGCUUAACUGUACACAACGAGCAGCGCUUUUACUGGACCGAUUGGAGCGAGUAA
This is a messenger RNA of Gongylonema pulchrum, 300 nucleotides long. The record is from the annotation of a GenBank genome assembly. NCBI's taxonomy places the organism in Eukaryota, Metazoa, Nematoda, Chromadorea, Rhabditida, Gongylonematidae.